Messenger RNA from Vespa velutina, 1447 nucleotides. It is a transcript of the gene ringer, whose product is annotated as tubulin polymerization-promoting protein homolog. Bases 350 to 1060 code for a protein of 236 amino acids. Gene Ontology annotation, molecular function: tubulin binding. NCBI's taxonomy places the organism in Eukaryota, Metazoa, Arthropoda, Insecta, Hymenoptera, Vespidae. Gene Ontology annotation, biological process: microtubule polymerization; positive regulation of protein polymerization; microtubule bundle formation. The transcript is spliced from 4 exons. Gene Ontology annotation, cellular component: microtubule. The record is from RefSeq and is a predicted model, not a curated record.
GGUUCAGUCUCGUUCUUAGCCUCCUCUUGGCUGGAAUCGCGCGAAUGAACUCGCGUCGGUAUUAAUCGAUGUUAUCGCCAUAGGUUUUUUUUUCUAUUCGUAACUAAACGUGAUUCAAAAAUAUUCAUCUUUUGUUUGUGCGAUAUAAAUAAAAAAAAAGGGGGAGAGAGAGAGAGAGAGAGAGAGAGAGAGAGAGAGAGAGAAAGAGAGAGAUAGAAAAGAAAGAAGAAGAGGAAGAAGAAGAAAAAUAAAAAAUAAAGAUAUUAAUUUUUCAUUUCAUCGAAGUGAAAUAAAAAGAAGAAGGUGUAACUAACAACGACUUGGGUUAAGCAAGUUUAUUCUGUGAAAAAUGGAGGCAGAAAAGAACGGUACUAUCGAGAAGGAAAAGAAUGAGGGUGGAAAUGAGGUGGCAACUUCUGUAAACGUUACGAACGAAGUUGCGAAUAUGAAGCUCGAUGACGUUACAGCUAAUUCAGGAAAUUCGACGCCAGGUAGUCCAGCUGCCAGUUCACCAGCCGGUAGCUUUUUGACGAAUUUCAAAGCUUUCUCGAAAUUUGGUGAUCCUAAGAGUGAUGGAAAAUUGAUAACACUUAGCCAAAGUGAUAAAUGGAUGAAACAGGCCAAAGUGAUCGAUGGAAAGAAGAUUACAACAACGGACACCGGGAUCUAUUUCAAGAAACACAAGUCAAUGAAACUUGGUAUCGAUCAGUACAAAUCAUUCCUCGAGGAACUCGCUAAAAGUAAGAAGGUCGAUUUCGUUGAAAUGAAAAACAAGAUGGCGAAUUGUGGUGCACCAGGUGUUACAGUAGGUGCAUCCGGGACUAAGAAGUCUUCAAGAGUGGUCACCUUUAAUAUUAUCAAUAAAAACGACUUGCAGGCCGGUAAAGCAGCAUCUACGGUGGAUCGUUUGACGGAUGUUACUAAAUACACCGGUUCUCAUAAGCAACGUUUCGACGAGAGUGGUAAGGGUAAGGGUAUAGCUGGUCGAAAGGAUUUACCCGAUCAAUCGGGAUAUGUCCAAGGUUAUCAAAACAAGGACACUUAUAAUAAAGGUCACUAGCCCGAUCUAUACGAUCUAAAAAAAAAAGAGGCUUAUUUUAUCAUUUCUUAAUAAUACACACUGUCUACCCGUCCAGGCAGUUAUAACACGCACCUAAAAAAAAAAAAAAAAAAACGCUUCCUUUAUCUUAAAUUAUCGUACAUAGGAAACGUUUCAUUUUUGAUAUUCGCGUAACUGCGUAAAUUAAAAUACACGAAAGGGUGAAUCAAUGGAUUGCUAGAUGCUUCCUCAUGGUUGUAUCAUAUAUUUAUCGUUCUUCGAUCAUUAUUCAAUAAUUAAAUUAUAAUAUAAUUGUUUGAUACAAUUAUUACUAUAAUGUUAUAUUAUUAUUUUUUUUUACGAUCUUGUGGAUUUUAUUUGUUCGAACUAAACGAAUACGUUGAUUUA